GAACUAUGACAGGAGAUGGAUCUAUUUUAUGAUCCUAGCUGGAAGUGUGCAGAUGAUAGCCAAAAGUAUAGCAAAAUGCUGGAAAAAGAGAGAAUCUUUGAUUUUCUCCAAGGGCUCAAUCUAGAUUUAGAUGAGGUAAGAGGAAGAUUAUUGGGUACAAAGCCUUUACCAUCUCUUCGGGAGGUGUUUGCCGAGGUUAGACGGGAGGAAAGCAGAAAAAGGGUUAUGCUACCAACAACCGAACCUAAUUCAGGAUCGGCCCUUACUGCUGCAAGAAAGGAAGACAUUCCAAAGGAUAAGCAAUGGUGUGAACAUUGCAAUCGGCCUUAUCACACCAAGAGUACAUGCUGGAAGCUGCAUGGGAAACCCCCAAACUGGAAACCGAAACCGAAGAAGGACAGAUCGGCUUAUGCUGCAACAAGUGUACCCACUAGUGAAAAAGGAACAGGUAUGGGAUUAACUACUGAUCAAAUUGACUUCUUACAGAAACUGUUACAAAGCUCAUAUAUUGCAAAGGAAUCAGAUGAGGCAACACCAAAUUAUUCAGCAUCUAUGGCACAAAAAGAUAGGAGAUAAGGAUCUAACUGUUUUGAUGGCUGAUGGGACUCAAUCAUUGGUGAAAGGAAAGGGAAGUGUUUGUGUUGCUGAUUUAUUACUUGAAUCAGUAUUGCAUGUGCCAAACCUAAGUUGUAAUCUGUUAUCAGUGAGCAAACUAACGAGAGACUUGG
This is a messenger RNA of Diospyros lotus (date-plum), 728 nucleotides long. RefSeq lists its product as uncharacterized. The record is from RefSeq and is a predicted model, not a curated record. The coding region runs from base 16 to 576 and encodes 186 amino acids. The transcript has 2 exons. NCBI's taxonomy places the organism in Eukaryota, Viridiplantae, Streptophyta, Magnoliopsida, Ericales, Ebenaceae.